Molecule: messenger RNA, 3008 nt
Organism: Drosophila kikkawai
Lineage: Eukaryota; Metazoa; Arthropoda; Insecta; Diptera; Drosophilidae
Gene: SA2
Product: Stromalin 2
Biological process (GO): sister chromatid cohesion
Cellular component (GO): cohesin complex; chromatin; nucleus
Molecular function (GO): chromatin binding
Source: RefSeq, a predicted model, not a curated record
UGCAUGCUUUUAUCCGGUUGUGUGAAUCGUUUUACCUGUGAAAUACAACAAUUAAACCUGAAAAAGUGUAUAAAAUGGAUUUUGAUGAAAUACAAGUCGCCGAGCAGUCAUCUAAUGGCGAAAACAGCGUAGAGCUCAUUCAAAGUGCAGAGCCCAUAAAGGAACAGCCAAAAAAAGGCGAGAAGUCACUGUUGCAAUCUGUGUUGGAUAAUAAUCUAAAGCAUGAGGACGUGUCAAACCAAUGGCUUCAGCUGUAUGUGAAAAAUCCUAAUGCCGCUCUGGUUGAAAUACUGCAAUUGGUGGUGGAGGCCAGUGGCAGUCAUUAUGAGAUUCCCAAGAGCACCACACGACCCUUUGUUUACAGGGACAUCUUGGAGGCGAGCACCGAACAAUUUCGAUCGGUGAGCAAUUAUUAUCCACUCAUAAUGAAGGACACUGCCCAGGACUUUGAGCAUAGGGUCGGAGAUUUUGUCCAGUGUCUUCUCAAGUUGGUCCAUGUCACGCCCCUUAUUUCCGAUCAGGUUUUCCUCUCCGAGGUGACGGGCUUUGUGAUGGCCUGCUCCGAGUCCAAUAUGCGUCCAAUACGCCACACCAGCACAAUGAUAGGUCUUAAAAUGAUGACUGCCUUGAAUGAUUUUCCCCCUGUGGCCAACAAAGAUGCACCACUGAAGAGACUCUGGCUGCGUAUGUUUGAUUGCCUCUUUGUGGCCCGACACCUGGAUGUGGUGACCGGAAUCAGGCUGCUUUGCAUCACUGAGUUGAAUCUCUGGAUGAUCAAAUAUCCCAAGGGAAAUCUACAGUCCAAAAAUCUUCGCUACUUCUAUGAGGGCCUGAGGGAUAACUUUGGAAUUGUGAGGAAGUUCUGCCUGGAGAGUCUCAUAGAUUUAACUUGUUGCAAACUAGAGCUUCGCGAAAUUUCUCUGGAGUUAGCCAUUGAGUACCGCGACUUGAUCCUGCUCACCUGCGUGGAGCGGGAAAGUGAACUGGGGGAGAGUGCUUUAAACCUAUUGAGCAAUCUCUAUCAGUAUUCGUCAACAAUCCUGAGUAACGUAGAUUGCCGACUGCUGGAUCAACUAAUGUUUGCCGCCAAUCGUGGCUUGGCGCUUGCGGCCGCGGGUCUCUUUAAGCUGCGCUGGCUGAAUCCUCAGAGGGGAGCCUCCUCCUCCCAGAUAAUCCAUCGCCUGCUGGAUUUUUUUGUGCGCUACGUUAAGCAUGAGCAUGCUGCUUAUUUGGUGGAUUCCCUUAUCGAUAUCUGUGAACUGAUUCUGGAUUGGGAGAUCAUGGUCGAUAUGCUAAUGAAGGACCAGGAGGAGUCGGGACUGAGCCCAGGGGAGACCUCGACUCUCAUUGAGAUUCUUUGCCGCGGCGUUAAGCAGGCUAUUACGGGGGAGAUACCGCCGGGCAGGUACACCAAGGACCUGGUUAGGUUGCCAUUGCCAGAAUCUCAGCUGCGAGCCACACAGAUUCUGGCGCCCAUUCUGUCGCAGCUCCUGUCGAAGCAUUUGUCUAGUUCUCAUGAUUUGGAGAAUCUCCUGGAGCUGCCGCAGCACUUCCACCUGAACUACUACCGGCAGGAGGAGAACAUAGAUCAGCUGGAUCUAUUGAUCAGGCAAAUAAAGGCCAUUAUGUAUAAACAGGACCGAAGCUUGGUACUGCGAAUGGGAGCCCUGACCCUGGUGCAUCUCAAGGGCAUACCCCUCGUCAAGUCGCAUCUCCAGGAGCUGCUCAACACGGCGGUGUUUAACUACAAGAUGGCCCUGCGCACAUGGCAGCAGAUGUACGGCACUCCCAGCUUGUCAUCGCCGCGAGCUUCAUCCCGGUCUUCGUCUCCGGGUCAUAACCAUCCCAGGAGCCGGACACGCAGCCUGCUGGGCUCGCUGCGCCUGAUCUCGGCUCUGUAUAGAUACUUUGACCUCAGUAAUUUCCACCUGACGUCGUCGGUUCUCUCCAGUUUGAAGCGGGUGUUCAAGGAUUACGAUCAAAGGCCGAGCAGGGACCGGGACGACCUGCCGGCGGAGGCCACCACCCAGUAUCUGGAGGUGUGUUUUUACAGCCUCAACUGGGAUUUGCGGAGCGUCAAGAGAGAGGAUGAUAACCGAAGCGAUCUGGAGUUGGAGGAGUCUUGUGCUGCCCUGAAAAAGCACCUGGAGGACUAUCUAACUGUGGCCUUGGACCUGGUGGCCAAGGGAAAUCCAAUGCUGGACCACGAUGUCUCCUCCCAGAGCUUUGGCACCAUCUGCGAUCUGUAUGUCGUGUUUGCUGAUCCACUGCUCCAGAAUCCCAGAUCCUUUGUGCGCUCACUACGAUAUGAGCCGGCGGUUAAAGAGUUUGACUUGCUGGAGACGUUUGUCCUGAACUAUCUCUUUGCCGGUAGACAGCCCCAGGACCUGGUUAAGGAGUCCCACUUUGACGAGCUGCAGCAAAAGCGUUACAUCCUCACGGGCUACUGCAAGCUUGUGGCUUUCAAUGUGAUUCCGAGCAUGCGUUCCUGUAAAGUCCUGCAGUAUUACGACAAGUACCAUGCCGCCUUUGGGGACAUCAUGCGCGCUUCCAUGGAGCGGGCCAUGGACAUUAAUCCUGUGAACUACGGUAUGACCAUGCUGCACACCUGCCUGCUGCCAUUCGAGCGAAUUAUGACCGAUGUCAAGCAUGAUGGUGUCAGGGCCAUGAGCACCAUGGAGUUCCGUCAGCUUCUUAACUUAGCUCACCGUCUUGGGGAGAUUUUUUACAUGGAUCUCCUCAAGAAUCGUCAUAGUGUCAAUGCCCUCCACAGAGCUGGUAUCUUGUAUGUUGUGGAGUCGACAUACGAUGAUGCGCAAACAGCUGCUCCAAAGAAUUUACCUUUCCUCGAUGUUCUCAAGGAGUUUGUGCCACAUCUACUGAAUCAGGACAGGGUCAACGUUGCCAAGUUCCUACAGCGCAUCGAGAUGCCGUCGCUGCCGUCGGUCAACAGGGAGGAGUGGCAGCCAUUGGAGGAUUAUCGUGGGGCUUUGGUAACCAAAAAUUAG